This is a messenger RNA of Aspergillus steynii IBT 23096, 1782 nucleotides long. Its product is annotated as ribosome biogenesis protein LTV1. NCBI's taxonomy places the organism in Eukaryota, Fungi, Ascomycota, Eurotiomycetes, Eurotiales, Aspergillaceae. Gene Ontology annotation, biological process: ribosomal small subunit biogenesis; ribosomal small subunit export from nucleus. The record is from RefSeq and is a predicted model, not a curated record. The coding region runs from base 105 to 1547 and encodes 480 amino acids. The transcript has 2 exons. Gene Ontology annotation, cellular component: preribosome, small subunit precursor; cytosol; nucleus.
CUCGUCAAUAUCAAUAUCGUCGCAGCUUCUCUGGCGAAUUCGAGGAACGGAAAGCAAAACACCUCUGCAGAUUCGAAUAGCUGCUCACUCCGCAUCCGUUCAAAAUGCCUCCCCGCAAGCAGUGGAUCGACAAGAAGGGCGCAACCACAUAUCAGCUCUUCCACCGAUCUCAAAAUGACCCGUUAAUCCACGAUCCCGAGGCCGACGACCGUGUGCUCCAUGCCGUCAAGGGACCACCCCCCGGCAGCGCAGAAUAUUCCCGCGCGAGAAACCUGGGCGACCUAACUAGUGAAUUUGGAUCGGGCGCUGUGCGGAAAAACGAGGGCGAAGCUGCUAAUUAUGGAAUUUACUACGACGACACCAAGUAUGACUACAUGCAGCAUUUGCGCGAGCUGGGGACGGGCGGUGGAGAUUCGCAUUUCGUCGAGGCGAAGAGCAAGGAGAAAGGCAAGAACAAGAUGAAGCUGGAGGACGCGUUGAGGGGAAUGUCGAUGGAUGACUCCAGAAGUCAGCUCGGAGGAGGUAGCGUCUACGGAUCUGAGAUGCGCUCGACUGUUUCAUCCUAUGUCCGCAAACCGACGUACCAGGACCAGCAAAAUGUACCUGACCAGAUCGCGGGAUUCCAGCCCAACAUGGACCCCCGACUUCGAGAGACUCUGGAAGCACUUGAGGACGAGGAAUUUGUCGACGACGCAGACGACGAUGAUCUGUUCGGUCAAUUGACGUCCCAUGCGGAGGAAAUGGACCCUGGUGACUGGGAGGAUACGCUAUUCGACGAAGAAGACGAUGAGGGUUGGGAGUCAGAUGCCACCGAGAAGGCCCCCGUCCAAACCGAUCGAUCGGACACCCUCCACACAGAUCUGGACUCGGAUUCUCAAGAUCUUCCCCCGGGUGAAAUGCCCGAGCACGAUGCGCCUGCUCCUGACCUGCACCCCGAAGAUCAGGGUUGGAUGCGCGAGUUCGCCAAGUUCAAGAAGGAUGCCAAAACCAAGACUGGACCGGCCGCGCCACCUAGCAUCAUGCCUUCGGAGCAGCGCAGCACGCUGGCAUCUACUGUUUUCACUGCCGGCGGCACGCCAAUUCGUCGUAAGAAGCGCAAGGGUGCCAUGACCAACCCGUCCGCUUAUUCCAUGUCGUCCUCGGCUCUUGCUCGGACGGAGGGACACCGACUCUUGGACGACAGAUUCGAGAAGGUUGAGGCGCUCUAUGCGCUGGAUGAGGAGGACGAGUUCGACGAUGAUGCAUCCAUGGUUAGCGGAAUGACCGGCAUGACCGGCAUGACCGGCGUAUCAACUGCCUCGUCGCAAGCCCCGAGCCUGGUGGAUGCCAACGGGACGACGGUGCCGCCUCGGAGUGGGUUCAACGAUGUCAUGGACGACUUCCUGGCCGGAUGGGACAACAACACGAGUGCCCAGGCGAAACGCAAGGGAGUCAAGAACAAGCGAGGCAAGAACGGCAACGAAGCCAUUGGAAUCAGAAUGCUCGACGAGGUUCGCCAGGGUUUGGGGCCGGCGCGUGUGUCUGGAAAAGUUCCCGGCCGAGCCUAAACACCAUCAUGCUUCAACGAAUUGCAAUGAUACCUUUCUUUUUUGUUAAUGUUCUCCGACUUUCAAGGAAAAAUGUGGUCAACGGCGUCCCGGUCUUCGUUUGAUUCAUGACUCAUGUUCUCAUGCAUGAUAGAUAUACUGUCAUUUUCUGCGCCGAUUUCAAAAAGUCUUUUCAAGUUGUCACGCUCGGGUGCGAACUGCUGAUGUAGAUAGAUGACCAUAUAUUCAAUUGUCC